AUGAAAUCGCUCACUCUAUACGAUAUUCCCUCCCAAUUGCCUGGAAGCUACUGGUCUCCAAAUACAUCGAAGCCCAGGUUCGUCUUAAGCUACAAGGAGCUACCUUUUGAAACUGUCUGGGUCGAGUACCCAGACAUUGCGACUGUUCUGAAGGGUCUUGGCGUACCGCCUAAAAAGAGAUCCGACGGUUCAGAAAUGUAUACCGUCCCUGUACUCAGCGACCCCAACACUGGCGCUCUGAUCGACGAAUCCCUCGAGAUCGCAGCAUAUCUCGAGAAAACUUAUCCCGCAAAGCCCGUCUUCCCGCACGGCUCCGAGAUGCUCAUUCGUGUAUUCGACUCUUCAUAUCUCGACGAUGCGCACCCCAUCGUGAGGCUGAUAUUUGUGCGUGUUGCAGAGAUUCUGAACCCCGUGAGCGCGGAGUUUUUCCGUCGGACGCGCUCAGAGAGGUUACAACUUCCGUGGGACGAGUUUUCACCUGAGGGUCCGAAACGCGAUGGUGAUUGGACAUAUUUGGAGCAGGGUUUCAAUAAAGGAGAAGCGUUAUGGGCGAAGAGUGGUCGGGAGUGGGUUAUGGGAGGUACGUUCUCGUAUGCGGACAUCAUCGUGGCAAGUCGGCUGUUUUGGUACAAGCGCGUCCUGAAAGAGGAAGAGUGGGCUCGGAUCAGCUCUUGGAAUGGUGGGAGGUGGGCAAAGCUAGGUGCAGCUGCUGACAAUGCAGCCCAUCAUCCUAUACGACAUACCAAGCAAGCUUCCCAAGAAGAGAUGGGCGCCCAACCCAUCAAAGACGAGGUGCCAUUCUGUCUGGGCCAUAAAGGCCUUCCACAUGAAAUUAUCUGGGUGGAGUCCCGUAAUAUUGCUGUGACCAUGAAAGGCAUUGGCGCAUCUCCAACAGCUGGAGAAAGAUACACCUUGCCAGUUAUUAAAGACCCCAACACUGGCGCAGUGAUCUCUGACUCCCACGCAAUUGCCAAAUACCUCGAUGAGACCUACUCCGACAAGCCGCUGAUACCUCGUGGGGCACACGUCCUCGUACAGACCUUCGAGACCCUGUUUAUCAACACAGUCUUGGCACCGUUCUCAAGACUCCUUAUGACCAGAACUCUCGAGAUACAAAAUGAUGAGAGCCGUGAAUUUUUCAUCAAAUCGCGGUUAAAGAUGUUCAGAGAAACACGCUGGGAAGAUGUGGCUCCCGCAGGAAAGACACAGCAAAUGUGGGCUGGGUUCAAGAAGGGCCUUGAUGUGGUGGAUGGGUGGUAUUUAAAGAGCGGAGGAAGGUGGAUUAUGGGAGAUAUAUUCUCAUUCGCAGACAUUGUCGUGGUUUCUUGGGUAGCUUGGUGGGGCGCUGUUUUGAACGAACAAGAACACCGGGAGAUCUAUGCCUUGCAUGGUGGAAGAUGGGGGACUUAUCAUAUUCUAGGCAUCAAAGAAUAUUCCAUACCUCUAGGCGCCCUUCAAAAUAUGGCAGCGAAUGAUACCGAGCUGCAACAAAGGGCCGCGGAAAAGGAAGCAGAGAAGGCGACAAAUUGUGCUAGAAUCUUGACCGAAACUUUUGGUCAUGCAGGGUACAAGGGGAAGCAGAAGGAAAUCGUCGAGGCAGCUAUUUCUGGAUUCGAUGUUUUUGUAUUAGCACCGACGGGAAUGGGCAAGAGCCUGUGCUUUCAGAUUCCAGCAAUCGCAGAUAAGUUUGGUAUCUCCAUCAUAGUUUCACCACUAUUGGCCCUGAUGAAAAACCAAGUAUCGAGUCUGCGCCGCAAAGGACUCCCCGCGAUUUCUUGGACAUCGGACACACCACCGAGUGAACGAGAUCAAAUCAUCGAGGACCUCGAAUCAGGGAAACCGAAAACCCGUCUUCUAUAUACCACACCUGAAAAACUUUGCACGCGUGAAAUGACGCGUCUCCUUGAAGUUGUUUAUGCCGAGGGCGAACUCAACAGGUUGGUUGUGGACGAGGCGCACUGCAUAUCUGAGUGGGGUCACGAUUUCCGUGAAGAAUAUCGCAAGUUAGGUUCUUUCCGGGAACGAUUCCAUGGAGUGCCCAUUAUGGCACUCACAGCAACUGCUACUCCGAGCGUUCAAGCAGACAUUAUACGCAACCUCAGGAUGUCGGAAGAGAGACUAUUUACCGCCUUGCAUCCGUUUAAUCGCGCUAACUUAUUCUAUGACAUCAAAUACACCGCGGCGCUAGACUCCCUAUCUCGUAUGUCAGCCGUACACGAUUUCGUAAUGACCCUACACCGUCGUCGGGCCCGACCGAGCUCCGGGAUCAUUUACUGUCGUGCCCGUCGGACGUGCGAUGAUCUGUCGGCCUUUCUGAGAGGAAAAGGAAUCAGUGCCAGGCCAUAUCAUCGCGGAAUUAGUUCACGUACACUGGAUAAGACGUUGAACGAGUGGGAAGCAGGUGGAAACGGUGAUGGUGGUGUUGACGUGGUAUGCGCAACCAUUGCUUUCGGGAUGGGGAUCGAUAAAAGCGAUGUCCGGUAUAUCAUUCACUACGACCUUCCGAAGAGCUUUGAAGGGUAUUAUCAAGAGACAGGGCGAGCAGGCCGUGAUGGCUGCCCUUCCAAAUGCGUCCUCUAUUACUCUCGCGAAGACGCCUUUCGCCUCCGCAAAUUAGUAUCCGAUAGCCAUGCUAAGAGAGAACGCGCAGCAAAUACCAUGUACGGUCCUCAACCUAGCCAAAGGUCCAUCGACAGUUUCAGUGCAUUGAUUGGAUUUGCGGAAAAUGCAACUAUGUGCCGACACGUGUCCAUCUGCAAGUACUUUGGUGAAAAAAUAGACGCUAGCGACAGGGAGGUCGUCAAGAGCUACUGUGAUAAUAUGUGUGAUGUGUGCAAAUACCCUGAUAAAGCUCUACGCAAAAAACAGAAUCUCUCCUCGGAGGACCGCGUUGCUGCACUGUCACACUCACGCUCCUUUAACACAGAUGCAUUCGAAGACGACGCCGGGGAAUCAUAUCCAGCGCCUCAAAUGCCUCCUCCCGGUCAGCGCAAUGCUGGACAGACGGCCAACGGCGUGUUAAAAAGGGCCAAUGCUGGUCCUGCAGGUCCUUCCACGAAGAAGGCAAAGCUACAGCCACUGCCACCUUUAUUAAUCACGAAGCCUUAUAGUUCUGUCGAUACCUUAAGGAAGCCAUUCAAAACACCGUUCAAGGUGCUGUUCAAGCAGCCUCCACAAGAAGCGCGCAUUAUAGAGUCUUCGGAUGCUCAGCAAACUAUCCAAAAAGACGAAGACCAAACCCACGAUAAUGACGAGGUUGAAGUCGUCGACGUCAGCUUUGAUUCAGCUUGGCAAGCUUCGCGUGAAGAGCUGCCCCAAGACGAUGUUCUGGACGAGGAGCCUACAAACUUUUGGCAAGGUGGCAGUGAUAUCUCCGUCGAUCAUGAUCCUCAAGUAGACCUACCCGAAAUUGAUAUCGAACUGGAAGCAAGCAUCUCCAAGAAGAUACCCGAACCAGCAAGGAUGGAGGUCUUCCGCACUAUCAGACAAGCUUUACACAGAACCCUUCGCUGGGACGAUAGUGAUGAUGGGCUAUGGGUCCAUUUGAGCAAUGCUCCGUCCAACUCCGAAGCAAGACAUCUGAUCCUAGCGGAAGCCUCUAAAGAGAUAGAGUACUCUGUGCAUGCAAUGUCCGCCACCGAGUCAGGUUAUGAUCAGAGAGCAAAGGUAAAAAUGCAUGUGGUCAAGCUCAUGGAACACAGAGAAAGUCUUUGGCCGAUCGACGCGGCUCAUUAUGAUGAGGACGAGGAGGAAGCGAUCGAGAUGAUAGGAUUGCUGAGGAAUAUAUGCAGUCGCUGGAGAAAGCUUGGUAAAAGAAAAGCUACAUGA
Messenger RNA from Suillus clintonianus, 3828 nucleotides. RefSeq lists its product as uncharacterized. NCBI's taxonomy places the organism in Eukaryota, Fungi, Basidiomycota, Agaricomycetes, Boletales, Suillaceae. Gene Ontology annotation, cellular component: chromosome; cytoplasm. The coding region runs from base 1 to 3828 and encodes 1275 amino acids. The transcript is spliced from 31 exons. The record is from RefSeq and is a predicted model, not a curated record. Gene Ontology annotation, molecular function: four-way junction helicase activity; nucleic acid binding; ATP binding. Gene Ontology annotation, biological process: double-strand break repair via homologous recombination.